AUGGCGGCCGGCGCGCCUACGGCGGCGCUGGUGGCGCUGGUGUGGUCGUCGCUGGCGCUCGCGGCGGCGGCGCAGAAGUACAAUGCCAUCUUCAACUUCGGCGACUCCAUCACCGACACCGGGAACCUCUGCACCAACGGGAGGCCGUCGUCGAUCACCUUCACGCAGCCGCCCUACGGCGAGACCUACUUCGGCACGCCGACGUGCCGCUGCUGCGACGGCCGCGUCAUCCCGGACUUCCUCAGCUCCAAGUUCGGGCUGCCGUUCCUGCCGCCGUCCAAGUCGACAACGGCCGACUUCAAGAAGGGCGCCAACAUGGCCAUCACCGGCGCCACGGCCAUGGACGCGCCCUUCUUCCGCUCGCUCGGCCUCUCCGACAAGAUCUGGAACAACGGGCCCAUCAGCUUCCAGCUGCAGUGGAUCCAGCAGGUCUCCUCCGCCGUCUGCGGGAACGACUGCAAGAGCUACCUGGGCAACUCCCUGUUCGUGUUCGGCGAGUUCGGGGGCAACGACUACAACGCGAUGCUGUUCGGCAACUACAACGCGGACCAGGCGAGCACGUACACGCCGCAGAUCGUGAGCACCAUCGCCAACGGCGUGGAGAAGCUGAUCGCGAUGGGCGCCAAGGACAUCGUGGUGCCCGGGGUGCUCCCCAUCGGCUGCUUCCCCAUCUACCUCACCAUCUACGGCACCUCCAACAGCGGCGACUACGACAGCCUCGGCUGCCUCAAGAAGUUCAACGACCUGUCCACGAACCACAACAACCAGCUGCAGAGCCAGAUCUCCAGCCUCCAGGCCAAGUACAAGUCGGCGCGCAUCAUGUACGCCGACUUCUACUCCGCCGUCUACGACAUGGUCAAGAACCCCGGCAGCUACGGCCAGCUUUCAAACAGCGCGCUCCAUCCAUCCAUCCAUGCACGACGCGGUUGGCCCCGUCCGUCGCAGAGCUGCCUCUUCAAUGCGUCGUCCUGCCCAGUCACCUCUACGCGUGCGCUGCGCAAGCGCGUGGGGCGUGUCCGCCGGCCCGUUCGAAAAAUGGAACAGGGCCGCGCUUAG
This is a messenger RNA of Miscanthus lutarioriparius, 1056 nucleotides long. Lineage: Eukaryota; Viridiplantae; Streptophyta; Magnoliopsida; Poales; Poaceae. The record is from the annotation of a GenBank genome assembly.